Drosophila ficusphila is the source of this 1810-nucleotide messenger RNA. It is a transcript of the gene SmydA-1, whose product is annotated as SET domain-containing protein SmydA-8. NCBI's taxonomy places the organism in Eukaryota, Metazoa, Arthropoda, Insecta, Diptera, Drosophilidae. The record is from RefSeq and is a predicted model, not a curated record. Bases 180 to 1727 code for a protein of 515 amino acids. The transcript has 6 exons.
AGAGCACAGUAGCAGAAGCAGCAGCAGCAGAUGUGUGUAUUGCUCUUCAGCUGGCCCAGUUUAUAGAGAUUCAGUGAGGCGUGCGGAGGUGGAUGCACAUCUAGCGGCUGUGUGAGAGUUCGGCUGAGGUUCUCUGGCUGAAAAACCAUCUCUUUGCAUAGUACAAUUGCCCAGCCACCAUGAAUCCCUGCCAUGUGUGCGAGGAGCCGACGAAGAACAAGUGCUCCAACUGUAACCAGGUGUCCUACUGCACUGUCCAGCACCAGAAGCAGGAUUGGAAAACGCACAAGCCCAGCUGCCAUCCAUUCAAGAUCGCCCACAAUGAGCAGCUAGGCCGGCAUCUGGUGGCCACGCGCACCAUCAAGCCCUAUGAGAUAAUCCUCAGGGAAGCCCCUCUGGUGCGUGGCCCCGCCCAGAUCUCCGCCCCCGUCUGCCUGGGCUGUCUGAACGGCAUCGAGGCGGAGGAUCACAUCGAGUGCCAGCAGUGCGGUUGGCCACUGUGCGGACCGGAGUGCAAGUCCUUGGACGAGCACAAGGCCGAGUGUCGUCUCACCAAGGACCGGGGCCAGAAGGCCAACGUGCAGGAGUUCAACGGGCCCCAUCCCCUCUACACGUGCCUGAGCACCGUGCGAUGUCUGCUGAUUGGGGAAACCAGUGCGGAGAAGGCGAGUAAGUUCCAGGAGCUGGAGUCACUCGAGUCCACCAGAAGGGGCUCCAAUCAAUGGAAGGCGGAUUUGGCCAGCAUCGGACAGUUUAUUCCCAAGUUCUUCAAAACCCAAAAGUUCAGCGAGGAGGAGAUCAUGAGAACCGUGGGUGCUCUGCAGAUUAACGGACACGAGGUGCCAACUACUGAUCCACCUCAUGUGGCUGUCUUCUACACGGCCUCCUUCACGGAGAACUCCUGUCUGCCCAAUCUGGCCAAGAGUUUCAACAAGAAUGGCCAUUGCAUCUUGUGGGCACCGCGUGAGAUCAAGAAGAACGCCCACUUGAGCAUCUGCUACUCGGAUGCCGUUUGGGGCACCGCCGAUCGUCAGAGACACCUGAUGCAGACCAAGUUGUUCAAGUGCGCCUGCGAGAGAUGUGUGGAUGUCACUGAGUUGGGCACAGAUUACAGCGCCAUAAAAUGCGAGGAUCGCCAAUGCGGAGGACUGAUGCUGCCCAGCAAAGCUGAUGACUGGAACGGUAGUUGGCGCUGCCGUGAAUGCCACAAACAAGUCCAGAAGCACUACGUCGAAAGGAUCUUGGAACGGGCUGGCAAGGAUAUCCAGAGCAUGGAGAAGAACGUUGAAAAUGGCUUAAAAUACCUAAAACACUACGAGAAGUGGCUGCCUCCUCAACAUUUUCACAUGAGUGAGAUCAAAAUCCUGCUCGUCCAGCUCCUGGCCAAGGAUCAAAAGGAGCUGAUGGUUAUUUCAGACGACAAGCUGCUGCUGAAGCUACAAUACGCCCGCGAACUCGUUGAGUUGUACGAAAAGCUUACGCCGUGCGAAGUUCGCACGCUUGGCACGCUUUGCUUCGAGUUGCACUCGGCAAUUGCCGAGCAGACCCGUCGUGUUGCUCUGGAAACGAGCCUGUCGCCCAAGGAUCGGCUCGAGGAGUCCUUGUUCUAUGUGGAAAAGUGUGUCAACUAUUUGCAGUACGAGUCGGACAUAUUCAUUGAAGGUCACAUGCUGAAGCAGGCCAAGAUUAACCGCGACGCCCUGCGAAUGGUCACGAGGAUCUCCUAAAAAGCUAAUGCAAUCAAAUAAGUUCCCACCAAAAAGCCUUUUAUCGAAAUAACCAAUAAAUUGUCAUUACUUGAUCCCAUAAA